Oryctolagus cuniculus (rabbit) is the source of this 1492-nucleotide messenger RNA. It is a transcript of the gene NDUFAF7, whose product is annotated as NADH:ubiquinone oxidoreductase complex assembly factor 7. NCBI's taxonomy places the organism in Eukaryota, Metazoa, Chordata, Mammalia, Lagomorpha, Leporidae. The record is from RefSeq and is a predicted model, not a curated record. Gene Ontology annotation, biological process: mitochondrial respiratory chain complex I assembly. Gene Ontology annotation, molecular function: protein-arginine omega-N symmetric methyltransferase activity. Gene Ontology annotation, cellular component: mitochondrion.
UACUUCCUGCAGGGGGCGUGUUCUCUCCCGGAAAUGGCUGCAAUCCCCACCCCCCGGGGCGGUGCGUCCCCGGGCAGCCGAGCUCGGCAUGAGCGUCCUGCUGCUGUCCGGUCGGGCUUGGCUGUGCUCUGCGGCGCGCGGGGUCUUUCCCUGUCUUUGGAGAGGGAAAUGCUUUUGCACUGGGAAUGAGCGGGCAGAAAAGAACCCGACGACGCCAAUGCUGCGGCAUCUGGUGUAUAAAAUAAAGUCCACUGGCCCCAUCACUGUGGCCGAGUACAUGAAGGAGGUGUUGACCAAUCCAGCCAAGGGAUAUUAUGUGUACCGUGACAUGCUGGGAGAAAAAGGAGAUUUCGUUACUUCACCUGAAAUAAGUCAGAUCUUUGGGGAGCUGCUAGGGAUAUGGUUCAUUAGUGAGUGGAUGGCCACUGGAAAAAGUGCAGCUUUCCAGCUGGUGGAACUGGGCCCUGGUAGGGGAACCCUCGCAGGGGAUAUUUUGAGGGUGUUUAAUCAGCUUGGAUCUGUGUUGAAAAACUGUGACAUUUCCAUACAUCUGGUGGAGGUGAGCCAAAAACUAAGUGAGAUUCAAGCAGUGACGCUGACUGAAGAGAAGGUCCCGUUAGAGCGGAAUGCUGACUCCCCAGUGUACAUGAAAGGUGUUUCUAAGACUGGGAUUCCAGUUUGCUGGUACCGAAAUCUGCAAGAUGUCCCAAAAGGAUACAGCUUUUAUCUUGCACAUGAAUUCUUCGAUGUUCUUCCUGUGCAUAAGUUUCAGAAAACUCCACAAGGAUGGCGAGAAGUGCUCAUCGAUACUGAUCCGCAAGUUUCUGAUAAACUGAGGUUUGUCUUGGCGCCUUGUGCCACCCCAGCAGAAGCCUUCAUACACCACGAUGAAAAAAGGGAUCACGUUGAAGUGUGUCCUGACGCCGGUGUCGUCAUUCAGGAACUUUCUCAACGUAUUGCACUGACUGGAGGUGCUGCGCUGAUUGCUGAUUACGGCCAUGAUGGAACAAAGACGGAUACCUUCAGAGGAUUCUGUGGCCACAAGCUGCAUGAUGUGUUGAUCGCCCCAGGAAUGGCAGACCUAACAGCUGACGUGGACUUCAGUUACCUGCGCAGAAUGGCACAAGGACAAGUAGCCUCGCUGGGCCCAAUAACACAACAAACAUUUUUAAAAAAUAUGGGCAUUGAUGUUCGGCUGAAGAUUCUUGCAGAUAAAUCACACGAGCCUUCAGUUAGGGAACAGUUACUUCAGGGAUAUGAUAUGCUCAUGAACCCUAAGAAGAUGGGAGAAAGAUUUCACUUUUUUGCGCUGCUGCCUCAUCAGAGACUCCGUGGUGGAAGUCACCAGACAGAAGCACGGCCGUCAAGACCCUCUGUGGCGCCUGUGGCUGGCUUUGCUGACCUUGCUUGGAGGUGAUGCUUCAGAUUGGCCUUGUUACCCCUCAGUCUGCCCAAGAACUCAGAAUAAAGGGAGCACAUUUCCUACACUGCA